Messenger RNA from Heterostelium album PN500, 3663 nucleotides. RefSeq lists its product as uncharacterized. The record is from RefSeq and is a predicted model, not a curated record. Lineage: Eukaryota; Evosea; Eumycetozoa; Acytosteliales; Acytosteliaceae. The transcript is spliced from 12 exons. Bases 1 to 3663 code for a protein of 1220 amino acids.
AUGGCAAGCAGAUUAACUACACAAAAUAAGAGUAAUAAUAGUCCAUCAUUGGCUCCCUAUUUCAAUAAUUAUACACAAGGAGUAUUGAAUUCAAUAAAAUCAGUUAGUGAUUCAAACACUAAACCAGUCAAGAGUAAUCGUUAUAAGGACUAUAGUGAAUUAUCAGAGAGGUCUGGUAAUAAAAGUAAAAGUGGCCAAUAUACAGAUAGAGAUGGAUAUGAAAAAACAAGAUUGUUAUCAAGUUUAGUUCCUUUUUACACUUCUAAGGAAAUCAGAGAGUUUGGAAUCACAAUAGAUAAUAAUGCGUGGAAUCGUGCAAUUCAACACGUACAUAAGUAUGGUGCAGGUAGACUGAUUAAUGCAGAAGAGAUCAGCAAUUGGAGAUCUAAAUUUACACACAAUGGACAAAUGACAAGAAGACAAAGAACCACGAUGCUAAGGACAGCGGUCGAAGGUUACUUCAAUAUGAAAGAUAUAACUGAAGAAUCAAGUAAAAACAUGAGGUUGUACAGCAAAGAACUCGACGCAGAUGGUAAACGAGCAUUCGAGUUGGUGCCAAUCAAGAACCUUGCUUUAGGAAACAUAAAUACCUGCUUUACAGAUUACCUCAAGAAGAGUGAAGUUGAUCAAGUCAAGUAUCCACUCAUGGGUAGAAGUGCAUUUUACAGUUUCGUACCAGAGUAUGUCAGAGAAAUGAAGAAUCGAACCGACAUGUGUCCAAUGUGUGUUCAGUAUCAGGCUCUCGAGUCAAAACGAAUUAAGUUUGGGCAACUUUCAGAUCAAGAUCAUAAACUGUUUGAAAUCUUGACUAUUCACAAGAUGUUUGUUCAGCAAAGAAAGAAUGAUUAUUUGACAUGUAAAAAUGAGUUAAAGGCAGGAGAGUGUAUUAUUCUCUGUGAUUUUAAAGAGAAUAUAUCAUUAGGUAAAUCCAAAGUGCAAGUAAGCCAUGAAUUUUACCAACAACCUGCUCGUACCUUCUUUGGAAUGGUCCUCUUCUAUAAGCAAGGUGACAAGCUGAAGACUCACUACUAUGACUGUCUUUCACAAGUACUUAAUCACUGUUCGACAUUUGCAAUUUCAUGUCUCGACAAAUUAAUCAAUGAUCCAUUAUUCACCAGUCUAAAUAUCAACAAAAUUACAUUUUGGUGUGAUAAUGCUAGACACUUCAAGUCAAAUGAAAUACUUUCAUAUAUGCAUACAUUGUCAAAGUUGCAAGUAGCUGAUCCAAACACUCCAAACAAAACCAAAAGAAAGUAUCUCGUCGAAUUGAAUACUUUUGCACCCUAUCACGGAAAGAGUGAAUGCGAUCAACAUUUUUCAAUGGUUUCUAGAGCGAUAGCAGACAAGUCGAGUUUCAAAGAUUCAAUCUAUACAGAUCAAGAUGUUAUCAAUGCAAUCAAGAGUACCACUGACAACAACAACUAUCAAAGAACAUACAAAUUGACCUCUGAAUCAGAGAAGGAAGCUGUUACCAUCAAAGUAACAGUCGAAAUUCAUAACCCAAAGGAAUUGAAACAGAAAGAAAUAAAGAUCUUUCCUGGUUUUACAGAGUAUCAUCGUUUCCAGUUUUUAGAUAAUAGAUCAAUGCGUGCCAAUAAACAUUACAUUAAAUUCAUGGGUGGAAAUGAAGUUGACAAAAUGACUAUCUACAAAUAUUCUGCUAUGAAAAGUCAAGUUGGUAAAGAGACUACAAUUUCCAGAGGCUACGAAUCGACCACCAAGGAGGAGGCACAGUCUUGGAAACCAGCUCGAGAUAAGGCACAUACCACCUAUCUAAACACCAUGAUAGAAAUGAAUGAGAUUGCCAAGAAUGUAGACGAAUCAAAUAAGGAAAAGGCAAAAGAGAUGAGCGAUAUUAUAAAUACUUAUGCCAAUGUAACAUCUAAAUUAGCUCCACAACCCACACCUUCAAGAACACAACAAAUUGUUUCGUCACCUCAGUCACCAUCUCAACCAACACUUUCAAAUUCACAAGCUGCUUCUACUUCAUCUCAAUCUUCACCAAAACCAGCUACCACAACUACACCAGACCAAACACUCUCUGGUACAAACAAAAGAAGAAGAGGCUACAGAGGAACAAAGAAAACAAAACAGACUAAUUCACAAAAUAAUACACAGAAUAAUACACAAGAUAAUAUACAAAAUAGUACACAAAAUAAUAAACAAAUUAAUACACAGAAUAAUACACAGAAUAAUACACAUAAUACACAUAAUAAUACACAUAAUAAUACACAAAAUACCCAAAGUAAACCAUUGUUUGAUAUCGAAUCGAUUGAUUUUGGUGACGAUGAUCAUGAUAUCGGAUCGAGCUUGAUUUAUAGUGGUAAAAGAAAAGAAAGAGAGGAUGAUUGUGACAAUAAUAGUCAACAUAAAAAAAUAAAUAACCAAAUAAAUAACCAAAUAAAUAACAAUAACAAUAAUAAUAAUAACAAUUCAACAAAAAAAAGAAUAAGAGAAGAAGAUAAUAAUCAAGAAUCAAUGGACAAUCAAAAACAUCACAAAUCAACUCAUGUAAAUAGUCAAACACCAAUCCAAUCCCCAUCCCAAACACCAAUUCAAACACCAUCCCAAACACCAAUCCAAACACCAAUUCCAACACAAUCCCAAACACCAAUCCAAACUCCAUCUCAAUCACCAAUCCAAACUCCAACCCAAACACCACUCCAUACUCCUAUUCAACACAACACUACAGUUCAAUCAACGGAACAAUCAAAACCAGCAAAAGAAAUUGUCGUAAUCUUUGAAAUCGAUAACAAUUACAACUCGCAGAUUCAAGAUUAUAGACAACAACAAAUCAACUAUUUACAACAACUUUCACAAAUACUGCAACAACAAUCUCCACCACAGUCAGAAGCAGCAGCAUCAAAUGAUGUAGAAAUGACAUCACAUGAAGAUCCUAUCAUGGAACAAGUUGAGGAAACUGACGAUGCAAUGGAGAUCGAUCGAUUCUGUAUUCCAUAUGAAAAGAUCAAGGACCAGUUGAAUACCGCAGAAGAAGACGAAAACAUGAACAAUGCCGGUGACUUCUUAUCCAAUUGGCCAUCUCUACGAGAACUUAUUAUAAGAAUUCCAUGCCUCACAGCCAUAGCGGACUAUGGACAGCUCUUCUCCACUCUACUUAUUAAGAACCCAUUAUCAAACCUGGUCAAUUCAUACAAAGAAUGUGAUCUUUCUAGAUUUUAUUUGUGGUCAAGUUAUUAUAUCGACUCAGCUACAAUCUUUAAAAAUAAAAUUGAAGAUUGGCAAAGUGAAAGAUACCAGCUUAUAUCCACUAUUCAAGGAAUCGAUAGAAAUUCAAGAUCACAUAUCAUCUUUGAGAAAUUGAUUGAAUCUUUCAUAACAUUGAUAAAUAUGUCUGUCCCUGUAUUCUUUGAUCUCUCGGAUGCAAAGAACAUAUCAUUGAUUGAUAACAAUAUACCAAAAAAUCUGUUGGCUCACUGUGUUCCAAUGCCACUGCUGUAUCAAUUUCCAUACCAAGAGCUCUCUAGGUAUUUGAUCUUGAUAUACCUAGGUGAGGUCUUCUCAAUGAUGAUACUAGUAAUUGAUCUACUUGGAGGUGGUUGUGCGCUCUUUGGAGCUGCCACAACUAGCACGGGGUUUACUGCAGAUGAAGCAUCCUCGCUCCUUGUUUCAAUAAAUAUUGUUUUUGAAAGUCCAAAGUAA